Cryptomeria japonica (Japanese cedar) is the source of this 2647-nucleotide messenger RNA. RefSeq lists its product as uncharacterized. Bases 207 to 2351 code for a protein of 714 amino acids. The record is from RefSeq and is a predicted model, not a curated record. The transcript is spliced from 18 exons. Gene Ontology annotation, molecular function: serine-type peptidase activity. NCBI's taxonomy places the organism in Eukaryota, Viridiplantae, Streptophyta, Pinopsida, Cupressales, Cupressaceae. Gene Ontology annotation, biological process: proteolysis.
AGUUAAUUUAUUUUAAUGAAGUCUACGAGAUCCUGAAACUCCAAAUUAGCUCAGUUUCAAGUUAUUUUCCAGCACGUGAAUCGGCCUAAAUAACCGCGCAUUAUAAUUGGUAGUCAUGAUCUCGACGGGACAGGAAAGACUUCUCGACAUUAUAUGUAAAAAUGAGUGGGCCCUCUGGUGGAACCAAGGUGGUUUAAGAUGAGUGCAUGCACCAGGGCGAACUCGAACGUUACGCUUUCGAAGACAGCAGAAGCAAAGAGGAACAAACAAAGAAAACAAGAGCGAACAUGUCCUCAACGUCAGAGAGAUUUGAGGGGCAAACGGGGAAGACAACUGCACCAUAUGGCUCAUGGAAGUCGCCGCUCACAGCAGAUAUUGUAUCGGAAGCAGGUAAACGUUUUGGAGAUGUUGCCAUCGAUGGGGAAGGCCGCCUCAUAAUACUCGAGAGUCGUCCUGCUGAAGACGGACGGUCAGUUUUAGUAAGGGAGGCUGCAGUCACUGGAGAUUCAACAGAAGUUAUCACGCCUGAUGGAUUUAAUGUUCGUACACUUGUACAUGAGUAUGGCGGAGGUGCAUUUGCUGUCUCAGGAAAUGUUGUUGUGUUCUCUAACUACGAGGAUCAAAGACUUUAUAAGCAGUCUGUCAAAGGAGAUUGUGAUCCAGUUCCACUUACACCAGAUUAUGGAGGGCCUAUUGUACGUUAUGCGGAUGGAUUGGUGGAUCUGCAUUUGGACCGUUAUAUAACUGUAAGAGAAGAUCAUCGUGAAAGCAAGACAAAUCCAUCAGCAACAAUAGUUUCUGUGGAGCUUAGUGGGGAUCAAAUUAAAGAGCCAACUAUGUUGGUCAGUGGUAGUGAUUUUUAUGCUUUCCCCCGUUUGACACCGGAUGGGAGAAGGAUGGCAUGGAUUCAAUGGAGUCACCCAAACAUGCCCUGGGACAAAGCAGAACUUUGGGUUGGCUAUCUAUCUGAAGCUGGCAAGAUUGACAAACGGGUCUGCAUUGCUGGAAAUGAUCCAAAUUUGAUAGAAUCCCCUACCGAACCAAAGUGGUCACCACAAGGAGAACUUUUCUUUGUUACAGAUAGGAAGACUGGAUUCUGGAAUUUGUACAAAUGGAUUGAGUCAAAGAAUGAAGUGCAAGCCCUGUAUCCUUUAGAUGCAGAAUUUACAAGGCCAGCAUGGGAUUUUGGCAAUAGUUCUUAUUCUUUCAUCAAGAACAAGGGACACUAUAACUACAUUGCAUGCACGUACAGGCAAAAAGGGAGGUGCUAUUUGGGAAUUCUUGAUCACACUCUUGGUUCCUUGUCCUUAGUUGAUAUUCCUUUGACAUAUUUUGGCAAUAUUACCUCUAUGGGAAGUAUUUUGUACAUUGAGGGGUCGUCACCUAAACAUCCACCGUCUAUAGCAAAGGUGGCCUUUGAAGAAAAUCAUAUUGUAGUGAAAGAUGUCUCUAUAAUCUGGACAUCAUCUUCUUUGAAUAGCACAGAUUAUACUCCAUUUUUUAGCUCACCAGAGAUAAUUGAAUUUACCACCAAAGUACCUGGACAGAUGGCAUUUGCUUAUCUUUAUAUGCCUAAGAACAUUAAUUACCAAGGUCCUGAAGGAGAAAAGCCACCACUACUUGUAGAGACUCACGGGGGUCCAACACUUGAGUCACAAGGAGGAUUGGAUUUGGGAAUCCAGUAUUGGACUAGCAGAGGGUGGGCAUUUGUUGAUGUCAACUAUGGAGGGAGCACUGGUUAUGGUAGAGCAUAUCGAGAAAGGCUUAAUGGCUCUUGGGGUGUUGUUGAUGUUGAUGAUUGUUGUAGCUGUGCGGAGUUUCUGGUGGCUACUGGGCAAGUUGAUGGGGAGCGGCUGUGCAUAACAGGGAAAUCAGCUGGAGGCUAUACGACUUUGGCUGCACUUGUGUUUAGGGAAACAUUUAAAGCGGGUGCUUCAUUAUUUGGAGUAAGUGCUUCAUUAUUUGGAAUUGCUGACUUGUCACUGUUGAAAGCUGCCAUGCACAAGUUUGAAGCAUAUUACACUGACAGUCUUGUUGGUGAGGAUGAAUCAUUACUCCAUGAGCGAUCGCCUCUCAAUUUUGUUGAUAAGCUUUCAUGUCCCAUAAUCUUAUUCCAAGGAUUGGAGGACAAGGUUGUCCUACCUGAACAAGCACGGAAAAUUUAUUCAGCAGUUAAGGAGAAAGGAUUGCCUGUUGCUCUCAUUGAAUAUGAAGGAGAACAACAUGGCUUCCGAAAGGCUGAAAACAUAAAGUUCACUCUUGAACAGCAAUUGGUGUUUUUUGCUCGGCUGGUGGGAAAAUUUAAGGUGGCUGAUGAUAUUGUUCCUGUACAGAUAGAAAAUUUUGACUAGUAAGUUGAAAUAAAUCUGGAUGUGCUGCUGGAUCAAUUCCUAGCAGCAAUUAUUUCAGCUAUGGUGUAAGCUUCUGCUGAGCUUAUGUACAAUCUCUGGUAAAUGGACCACACAUCUAAUGAAGAUCAAAUCUUUAGCAUAGAUUUGUGAAGUGCAUGACUUCAAAUAUCUGCUUCUGGUAAUUUGGAAUAGCAACAUGAUAAAAUUGUUUAGAUCAGCACUAUAUUACAAUCAUAUUUCAAACAAGCUUCAAGAUUUAUGAUGAUUGUCAAAUGCACACUGGAUGCUUAAAUUUC